AUUUAUCAGACACCCUAAUUGACAGGGGAUUUAAUUUUUGAGAAAUAUCGAUUUUUUUUUUACGUAGACCCUUGACCAGAUUGAUCCCAUCGAGCUAAAAUAUACUGUGACAUUCCAUAUUUUGCAGUAGUUCCAAUGAUUCUUAGCCUCCUUAGGCUUUCAUAAGUAGCCAUAUAUAUACAUACAUACUGUAUACACACGUUAAAAAAUGAGACUCCGGUGAAUAGUAAUGUUCCGAAAACAGAUUUAAACAAACAGUCAAUUAAGCUGUUUAAAAUCGGUUUCGAUUUAUGUUAACUAAUGAUAUAUUAAAAAUUUUAUAAAAAUCCGAGUAAUUAAUGUGCGAAAGUUUAAUUAUUUAUGUCGCUGAAGCCUAAAUAUAACAUCUUUGGGAAAGAGAUAAAAACCAAAAAAAGAAAAGAAAAAAAGAAGAAGAAGAUGAUGGUCUACUAAAAGCAGUUAAAUCAAAAGUGAUGUCUCUCUAUCAAGCUCAAUGUCUCUCUAUUUAUAACAGCACUUCAUUUCCAUUCCCAAACAACACUCAUCAUCUUUAGACAGAAGCAAAACAACAACAAAAAAAAACUUUCUCCCUUUACUCAUCUUUAGCCAAAACCCUAGAAGAAACCUCCUUUUGGAAAAAACCCAUUUCUUCAUCAUCAUGUCAACCUCCAAAACCCUAAAUCAUAAUAAACCCUGUGGAACAUCGCCAACUCAAAUGGGUUUUUCUGUAAUCCACCAAAACACAACCAACACAACGACCACAACAACUGCCACAACCGGCGAGAGAAGAGGCCGGAGAUCAAAGCAAGCAGAGCCAGGGAGAUUCUUAGGAGUCAGGAGACGUCCAUGGGGUCGUUACGCAGCGGAGAUCAGAGAUCCAACCACCAAAGAACGUCACUGGCUCGGCACUUUCGACACUGCUCACGAAGCCGCUCUUGCCUACGAUAGAGCAGCUCUUUCGAUGAGAGGCACUCAAGGUCGAACUAACUUCGUCUACACUCCAACUGAUGUUCACACCAUACUCACAAACCCUAAUCUUCACUCUCUCAUCGUCUCUCCUUAUAAUAACCAAUCCUUCUUACCAAACUCUUCUCCUCAGUUUGUCAUUGAUCACCUUCCUCAUUAUCAAAAAUAUCAGCAACCUAAACAUACUCUCCCCCAAGCCGUCUCACCUGUCGCUUCUUUCAAAACGCCUGUUCGUCAUCAAAAUGCAGAUACUCAAGCGUUUGGUAAUAGUCCUCAGAACUCGUCUUCUAACGGCUCGCUAUCUUCUUCACUAGACGAAGAAAGUAACUUCUUCUCGCUAGAAGGAACUAACUCCAGUACCAACUCGGGUUACUUGGACUGCAUUGUCCCACACCACUGCCUUAAGCCACCUGCGGAAACCACAACCAUCCAAAACCAAACCGGAGCAGGUUUCACAACUCCGGCAAGCAAGGCCUUUGAGUCACCCGGAGGGUUUAGUAGUAGUUACUUCGAUGAUGGUGAUAUGCUGAUGAUGAAUCGUCAUGAGUUUGGUUCUUGUGAUCUCUCUGCCAUGGUCUCUAACUAUGGUGCUGGUGCUUCAAUGUCAAUGGAGGAUUACGCUAUAAUGGAGCCUCAAGAUUUCUCUUCUCCUAUCGCUGCUUUUGGUGAUGUUACAGACACAGGCUUCUACUCACUCUAUUAGAACAUUCUUUUUGAUAUUUCUGUUUUUAAGUAAUAAUAUAAACGUUAUUCCAUGGUCAUUUUGAUUUUUGUCGUUGACAAUAUGUUAUCUACUUAAUUAUAUAUUAUGCUUAUUGUAUCAUGCACCAUAAGGUUACCUUACCAUGAAGUUUUUAUUUUCUUUCUUCUU
Brassica napus (rape) is the source of this 1837-nucleotide messenger RNA. RefSeq names its product ethylene-responsive transcription factor ERF086-like. NCBI's taxonomy places the organism in Eukaryota, Viridiplantae, Streptophyta, Magnoliopsida, Brassicales, Brassicaceae. The record is from RefSeq and is a predicted model, not a curated record. Gene Ontology annotation, biological process: regulation of DNA-templated transcription. Gene Ontology annotation, molecular function: DNA-binding transcription factor activity; DNA binding. The transcript has a single exon. Bases 659 to 1669 code for a protein of 336 amino acids.